Messenger RNA from Trametes versicolor FP-101664 SS1, 1041 nucleotides. RefSeq lists its product as uncharacterized. The coding region runs from base 1 to 1041 and encodes 346 amino acids. Lineage: Eukaryota; Fungi; Basidiomycota; Agaricomycetes; Polyporales; Polyporaceae. The transcript is spliced from 22 exons. The record is from RefSeq and is a predicted model, not a curated record.
AUGGAUACAGAGUCAACUCUCAUGCCGCUCUCGCUCGCAAAUAUGAACGAAACCCUCGGUGUCCUGUUCAUAGGGACUAUGGUUGCUACGGUGCUCUAUGGUGUAACCUUGCAUCAGGUUCAAAAGUACUACAAGCUGUAUCCCCAGGAUAUCCAUUGGUACAGAGUUCUUGUACCGUCGCUCUUUGUCCUAGAGACUGUACAUACAGCCCUGACGGCAGAUACCUACUAUUACUACCUAAUCACCGGCCAUGGAAACGCUGCGCACCUUCUUGAAUACCGCGUUUCCCUCAAGAUUAUCAUAUUGACAACGGUGCGCGUCGUGCCGGAGUCACUACCUUACUUUGCCAAUGCUUCUAUGCCUCGCGUAUAUAUUGCUUCGGAUCUCGUCACUGCCGCAACUUCGCCUUCAGGGCGGUUAUAUUUCCACUUGCAGUUGGUUGGAUUGGCCCUCGCCCAGUUAGGCUUCUGUAUAGCUAUUGCGAUCGAAGCGUUCGGCUCGUCCUCCAUCCUCAUCUCGGUGACCAACAGUUGGAUGAUUUCUGCGGCAUAUGGAUGCGCGUUCGCCGGCGACCUUCUCAUAACGGGCACGAUGGCGUUCAUCCUACUACAAAGCCGCACUGGCUUCAAACAAACAGACAGCGCCGUGAAAGCCCUGAUCGUGUACUCUAUCAACACAGAACUUGUGACUAGCGUCGUCGGAAUUGUAGUCCUCAUCUUCGCCGUCGCAUGGCCUAAAGAAUACGUGGGAGUCGCGUUCAGCUUCAUAAGCCAAAGACUAUAUAGCAAUAUGGUAUUCGCCGUCCUAAACUCGCGCCGCUCCCUGGCUGCCCGCAUGUAUGAAAUCUCUGGCGAGAUGCACACCAUCGGCGUACAUGCCAGGGUCGACUUCCCGCAUCGCACCGCAGGUCCGGGACUCGACGAAGCUUCUGAGGUCCCGGUCGUACUUGCCCUCACGGAAAACCUGCAGACAGAGAGAGGCGCGCGCAGCGCUCUCGGAGAAUCCGAGAGCGACAAGACGAAUGCCCAGAUAUAUGCUUGA